This is a messenger RNA of Adelges cooleyi (spruce gall adelgid), 3292 nucleotides long. It is a transcript of the gene dila, whose product is annotated as centrosomal protein of 131 kDa. Gene Ontology annotation, cellular component: centriolar satellite. Lineage: Eukaryota; Metazoa; Arthropoda; Insecta; Hemiptera; Adelgidae. The transcript is spliced from 16 exons. The coding region runs from base 132 to 3077 and encodes 981 amino acids. Gene Ontology annotation, biological process: cilium assembly; regulation of centrosome duplication; intraciliary transport involved in cilium assembly. The record is from RefSeq and is a predicted model, not a curated record.
ACAAAGGCUUACACUGAACUACAUUUAUUUGGUAAUUUAUAAUACAUGUAUAAAUUAUAAAUUUAUAUUUCUGGAUUGAUCUAUGUAUUGCGAUACGAUUAUGCUUAUGUUAACACAAGACUGUAACGAAGAUGUCGAAAAAACCGAACAAUAAAAACGCCACUUCCCCCGGAUCUUUAUCGUUACGGGGCUCGCAAAUUAAUCUUUCAUCCCGCUUGACAAAUUUUAAUAUAUCAAGUCCUCUACGCUGCUUUUACAAUGAGAACGUUGACUUGUCAACGCUCAACCGUCAAUCGUCGAGACCAAUGUCAGCCUCUACUUUGGGUCCAGUCAAUCAGGAAUCGCCUCGUAAGCCUAAACUAGUUAAAAGACCUCAAUCUGCCGAUACGCUUAACACGUCUAAUAAUAAUCGACAUAAUGCGUUCAAUUUCAAUAACCAACAAAAUGAAACAGGUGCAAGGAACCGGAUCGAGGACACUUUCGACGAAUUAAACGUUGCAGAAUUGUCUGAAGACAGUUGCUCUACAUCAGUAAAAGACAAUAAACAACAAAAACCGAACGACGACCGCCUUGAACCCGGGCUAACUUCUAAGCCCCCCAUACCGCCGACCACAACAACCGGUAAUUCUCCUCAAGAAUAUUACGGGCGAGAGGUCAAAAAUUCCUCGGUGACUUUUGACGAUGCUAUUGAGCUUAAGUUCCAGAGAUGGUUUCCCAACUCGGUGCCUGUCUCUCAGGUCACGACCGCCAUUGAACCCGACCUCGUCUCGUUAAACGGCAUGUCGUACGAAUACAGCGAACGGGUCAUCGACAAGGACAAAGGCACUAUAACGUACACCAGGAGUAGUUCAUCCAUGAGCAUCCGGGGUAGCCAGGAUCAGUUGGACGAGGAGCAUCUCUACUCGAACUUGAGCGCGGCUAUAAGCAGCGACGAUAAGCUCAAAGCUACCGUGUCAGUGGACCUGUUGGAAGUAUUGCAGAACGACGACAACCGCCGUGGGACGACGAUCAAAAAGAAGAAGAAGAAAAUAACUCCGACCGCGGUUAAGACUAUAAAGGAUUUGGCCAGGUCUGCUGAUGUGAAAAAAAGAGAUGGGGUCAAAUGUAAAGCUUCAGACGGCCAGAACGAUGCCGUCAAAGUAUCCAAGCCCGUUGUGGUCACCGAAAAGAAACGGGAACAUCUGAGAGCUGAUGUCUCACCGGUCGACGACCACUCUAAAGUAGAAGUUGUUUCGUGGAUGUCUAGUCAUCCGAACCAAAGACCCGCGACUCCAAAAUACAGUCAUAUGUUUAUGGACGAUCGUAAAACGUCUACCUACGAAGAGAUUGUAAGCAUAUUGAAAGAACUCGAAUCAGAAAACGACGAUAUUGACAUGAAUGUCAGAAAAAGUGGUGUUUCAGAUAUAAAUAAACAACAGACUCUAGUUCCAGAAACUUCCAGUUCAAAGGCGCUUUGGUCAUUUUUGGACGAGGUAGAAAAAAAUUCGAACUGUUCCACUCCUUCCAAAACGCUUAAGCGUUGUAAGUCUCCCGAAGCUGUGACGAGUACGCCUCCGUCACCUGAAAAGAAACUCACCGGUUGUAAAAAAGGAACUCUACAACAAUUUAUGGAGCUCGGUAAGGCCGAGUUGGCGCAGAAAGUAGCAAGUCUACAUUUAAAGUUAACCGAAAAAGAAGAUGUGAUUGAAAAACUCAAAAUAACAAUGACCGAACUGCAAGCGGAACACGCAAGAAGUAAAGCGGAUUACGAAUCUACCGUAACAAGGCAUCAGAAAUUCAUCGACAAACUAAUAAAUGAGAAGAAAGAACUGAGCGCAAAUUGUGCGGCCACCGUGAAAGAGUUGACAAAAAAAAUGAACGACAGUUUAGCUAGUCAAGAAGAACGGCAUAAAAUCGAACUUAAAAAAGCAGUUGAUAAACAAAUGGCAUCCGAGAAAGUGAAUAAAGAUAGAUGGGUAGAUUUGAAAACGAAAAAAAUUAAAGAGUUAACAAUAAAAGGCAUUGAACCAGAGUUAAAUAGGAUGUCUGUCGCUUACCAAGAAGAGCUGUCGGAACUUAGAAGGAUCCAUCAAGCCCAAACUGAAGAGAUUGAAGCAACAUGGCAUAGAAGAAUGGCUACCAUGAGAGAUAAGAUGGAUGCUGAACGGGAACAAGCGAUAGUGGCAGAACGGGAAACUUCUAGGAAUCGGUUGGAAUUGGAGAUAGCCGAGCUUGAAAAAAGUUACCAAGAACAACGAAAACGGCUGUUAGGAGAAAUUCAUGCAGAACGGUUACGACAAGAGCGGGAAGGUGAAACUGCUUUAAUGGAAAAACGUCGAGUUCUUGAACAGAAGUUUGAAAAAUCAGUUACCGAACUCCAGGAAAAAAUUAGUAGUAAAGAACGAGAUUUUCAGAAAGAAUUAAAAACAAUAAAAGAAACUUGUGAGAUCGAAAAAACGGCGUGGUUAAAAAAUCAAACUGUGGUUUUAGAAGAAAAAGAAAACGCUAUUAAAGAAAUGUAUAAAAAAGAAAGAGACAGACAUAUAGAGUUAGUUAUACAGAAAUUAGAAAAUGAAUCUACAGAAAGAGAAAAAGCUUCAGAAACCAAAAUUAAGCGUAUAAAGUCUGAAUACGAAGCUGAUAUACUCGAAUUGGAAAACACCAUAUCUGGCCAUCGGAUGAAGUUGAACGAAUUGCGUACUAAAGUACAGGAAGGUGACGACAAAAUAGCAGAUAUGACAGCAGAACUAAGCAAAAACCAAGCUGAAAUCAAACGAUUGCAAGAAUCUAUUUCAAAACUUAAAGAAGAUCUGUCCACAAAAGAUGAAAUCAUAAAAACCGAGACCGUAUCGAAAGUAGAAAGUUUGCAAGCUGAGCUGACUAAAGCAAAAUCACAUUUCGAAUCUAAAAUUAAGGCAGUUGAAAACGAAAAAGAAAGAGAAAUCAAUCACGUUUAUAUUAGGGUAAGAGAAGCUAUUGCUCGUAAGGAUGAAUCCAUCCAGGCAUUGCAGAGUGAAAGAGAUGCCGCUUUGAACCAAUGCAGCAGUAUCGAAAGACUGCUAGAAAAACAGAGGAGAGAAUUUAUGAAACUUAAAUAAAUCACCAGUAUAAUUUAUAUGAUUUAUUUUGGUGACUUGCCGAUGCCGCCACCACCACGCAAUUACGAGCAACCGCUGCAGUCCGCAACUCCAUAAACACACGAGGUCCACGUGUCGAGAUUCGUUGGUUAUUUGAAUAUUAUUUAAAUUAAUUGAAAAAACUAUUUCGGAUCAAUUUCAUUAAAUGCAAUAGAUGAGUGUAAUUUGCAUUUCAG